Rotaria sp. Silwood2 is the source of this 1842-nucleotide messenger RNA. The record is from the annotation of a GenBank genome assembly. NCBI's taxonomy places the organism in Eukaryota, Metazoa, Rotifera, Eurotatoria, Philodinida, Philodinidae.
AUGUUAUCAUCAUCCUCAUCAAAUAAUGACGACAAUGAUUCAAAUAUCAUUGAUUUAUUUUACGAUUUAUGUCAAGAGAAUGAAAUAGAAAAAAAUCGAAAUAUUCUACCGCAUAUUGAUAAAAUAAGUAUUAUAAAUAAAAUUCAAAAUUCAACUGAUUUAAUAUGUUUGCAUGUGGCAUGUUUUUAUGAACAUCAACAUAUGGUACCAAUUUUAUUAGAAUACGAAGCUCUACAGUCCAUCAGAAGUUUGCGACAUAAUAUGACGCCUUCUGAAGAAGCAUAUACAGAUGGCAUAAAACAAAUGCUUGUAGAACAUCGUAAAUUAUUUUCCAAUAAUAAUUUUGAUUAUGAUUAUAUUGAAUGGUCAGUAGUAGAAGAUGAUCUUCUUGAAAAACGACGUGAAUUUCGUCAAGCUAUUGAUGUAUAUAAAACCUAUGAUAAUCAUCAUUUAGCAUCAAAAUUAUUACUUGAACUUAUUCAUUAUUAUUUACAUGAAUAUCUGAUAAAUGAAAGUAACGAUAUUGGCACUUCAGAACAUCAAAUUACUCGUAAACAAAUUGCAACUAUCGAAACAUAUUUCAAAGAAGCUAUAGAAAAACAAGAUUAUUUAACAUAUUUUAUAAAAACUAAUAUAGUAACAAAUAUUUUUUGUAAAGUAUUAAAUCAACAUUUGGCUCUCUAUAUAUUACAAUAUGUUGAUAAAACAAAAGACUUUUCAUCAAAUUAUCGUCUUGUGAAUUGUCUAGUUCACAUUGUUACAUUAUUAAUUUAUCACCUAAAUUUACCUCAAGAUCGAUAUCAAGGUGUCUGUUAUCAAAGUAUAAGAAUAACACAAUAUGAUUUAGAUCAGUAUCUCUCAAAUCAACAUAUAUUAAAUCGAUCAUUUUUAUCAGCAUCAAUGAAUCGUGAAGUAGCUGAAAUGUUUGCUAGUGAAGACCAACAAUCCAAAAUGAGACAUACACCUAAAGAUCAUGAUACGUUACGAUAUUCAUGUUUAUGUAAAUAUUUAAUAAAACGAAAUUCAACAGCUAUCAAUAUACAAAGCUUAUCAACAAGAUCGGAUGAUAAAGAAAUUUUAAUUCUUCCGUUUGCAGUUUUUAAAGUAAUAGCAAUUAAACAAAAUUAUCUUGACGAUCCAACAGCAUCCAUUUCAAUUGAAAUUGUAUUAGAAGAAUGUGAAGAUUCAAAUGAUAAAAAGCAUGAAUCAGAAAAUAGUGAAACAUCAAGAAAAUCAUCAUUAUCACAAACUAAUGAGGGCAUAAAAUGUAUCGAUGAAUGUCAAAAAAUCAAACAACGAAAAAGUCUUCUUUAUGGCAUCAUUGGAUUUUUGGUCUGGAAUGCACGUCAAUAUAAAAGUCGUGAACAUUUAAAAACAUUACCGGUUACAGAUAUUGUUGUACACCAAUUAGGAAGUAUCAAUUCAAUUAUGAAUCACCAGAAUUGUAUUAAGGAAAUAAAAAAAGUUCAAGAUUAUCAAAUGGAUAAACAAAAAUGGGAUGAUAUUGGUUAUAAUUUUCUCCUGUGUGAUGAUAGUGGUGGUCAACAACAAAUUUAUACAGGAAGAGGAUGGAAUUUUACUGGUGCACAUUGUAAAGAUUAUAAUACAAAAUCAUUGGGUAUUCUUAUUAUUGGCAAUUAUGCUAGUACAAAAUCUUUAAUGGUAUUUAAAUCAUUAAUUCAAUGUGGUAUCAUGAAUAAUGAUGUUAUGAACAAUUUUACAUUGGUUGGACAUUUUAAUUCACGAGAAAUUUAUGAAUAUUAUCUGCAAUAUUUUAAAAGUGAUACCGAUCUUCAAUAUAGCAACCAAGCCAGCAAAAAACAGUUUAAUUGUACAGGCUAA